AUGUUAUUGCUUGGCAUAAACCUUCUGCUGUAUGGCGGAUCUGCUUCUCUGCUGGUACUAGAUUACCCUGUUUCCUUAUACUACGCAGACUCCCGCCUCUCAACCGUUCUUUGGCUCCGACCUGCCUACUGCCUGUAUGAACAGUGGACCAGAGAGGACCUGGAUCCUAGCCAGGCCUCCCGGGAGACAGCUACCAUAGAGGUGGAAGUGAAACCAGAAGGACACAACCACACUUAUAAGAUUGGUCGGAGGUUCCCUAUACCCUAUUGUGGCCCAAUGACAGAGGAGCCUUCAAUCACAAAAGACCUUGCUUAUGAGGUGGGGCCCACCUUAGUUUGCCUCCAUGACAACUGCACGAAAGCAGUCCUUCCUGGGCGAGGGUACAGUGUUCGGUACCUUCUCUACAAUCAAGUCCAGACCCUCCUUGCUGCAACCAACUGGUCCCGGCCUUUCCACACACGAGGUCUACCCAUCAGUUUCCGUUCCAUAGAUGUUGCAUUCGGAGGCCUCUCAGGAGGGCUGGUGGCUGUCAUAGUCGUGCUAAGCAUCACCGUGUUCCUACUUUUGGGGGCUGCUUGGUUAAUCGUGCCAGGGUGGCAGCAGUGA
This is a messenger RNA of Zootoca vivipara (common lizard), 606 nucleotides long. RefSeq lists its product as uncharacterized. NCBI's taxonomy places the organism in Eukaryota, Metazoa, Chordata, Lepidosauria, Squamata, Lacertidae. The record is from RefSeq and is a predicted model, not a curated record.